UUGUCGUCAGACUGACGUCAGCAGCUGGAACUUUUCGUAUCGCUUUUAUCAGCUGUUAUCUCAAAAUACUGCGCUAUCACUUCGCGCGUCUGCUCAUCUCGCUUUCUCUCGGGUUUCGUUUCUGCUACAUCGAGGCGAUUGCUGACGCGGGAGGCGUAUGAAUCAACCCAGUCUCGCCGUCUCUCCGUGGCACGCUAUGUCGCCCCGUCGGUGCGGAUCGCCGUGCGUCGCCUACUUGAAAUUGUGACCAGUGUCUACGGAGCAUUAUGGAGCCAAAUGAAAAGUCCCCGCUGUUGUCGAGCGCGAUCAACAGGAAUGAAAGUGAAACAGCGCGCAGUGGAUGCAGUUCGGCGGCUGUGAGCGAGAGCUUCUCCAGUCAUUCCUCUAGGAAACCAUUCCACUACCCUAUUGGUGAGCGUGGUCACAUAGUACCAGACUCAGAUGCAAAUGUGGCAGCAACUUACAGCCGAUACCGCUACUACACCAAGCUGGUGGAUCCAUCACUACAGAUGCUGUGCAUCCCCGAGCAUGUGCUCCCAGCGUAUUUGUCGUUGCCUUUCUUCAAGCCAUCAGCAGACGGUGAACAGAGCAGCUUUGUAACAAUCUUUGCCAUAUGGAACACCAUGAUGGGCACCUCAUUGCUCAGCAUGCCAUGGGCCAUGUCACAGGCUGGCUUUGCCGGGGGUAUAGUGCUCGUCUUGGCCAUCGGACUCCUCUGCUUGUACACUGCAUACAGGGUGCUCAGCAGCCCUAGCCUCACAGGCCCCAAGGGUGAACCAAUGGAGUUCUCAGACGUGUGCCACUAUUUCUUGGGUGAAUGGGGCGAGCGGCUGGCCAUCGUGUUCUCCAUGAUGCCUCUUAUUGGUGCCACUGUGGUCUUCUGGGUGCUCAUGUCCACUUUCCUGUCCAAUACAAGCGUGUUUGUUUAUGAUCACAUUGCUGGGAUUAUUGGGCCCGAUGACCAAAGUGCAAGCCUACUAUGUGCCAAAAGCUUUAGUGAGUCAUAUGGAGAUGAUUUCACACUAUUCUCGAAUGCAACAAACACUACAAACGACAAGAUUCUCGACGUUCUGCAGAGCAAGUACACAAUGCCCAUUGUCCUGGUGUUCCUGCUGUUUCCAGUUAUCAACCUGAAAUCUCCAUCCUUCUUUUUCAAGUUUACCUCUCUUGGAACUAUAUCUGUGUUCUACUUACUGAUCUACAUUUUCAUCAAGGCUGCCUCUUGGGGAAUCAACAUCAAUUUUGUGGACAAGACGAACUUGUACUACACCCCACUGUUUAAGACCACAUUUCCAGCACUGACUGGAGUCCUGUGCCUUUCCUUUUUUAUACACAACUGCAUCAUCUCAAUGAUGCGCAACCAGAGGAGGCCAGAAAACAAUAAAAGGGACCUUUCAAUUGCCUUUGGCCUCGUCAUAACUACGUACCUGCUCGUCGCCGUUCCAUUUUACGCCACCUUUCCAAUGGCGAAAAGCUGCAUCGAAGAUAACUUGCUGAAUAACUUUGCCAACCAUGACGUGAUGGCUUUCGUGACACGUAUUUUCCUCCUGGUGCAAUACAUAACUUUGUUCCCCAUGAUAACAUACCUGCUGAGAGUGCAGUUUAUGCACUGGGUCUACCGUCUUGUUUAUCCAGGGUUGAAGCAGGUGGUUUCUGUCAAUGCAGUGGUGGUAGCAAUGUGUGUUCUUUUUGCCAUAUUUUUGCCUCAAAUUGGUACCAUUUUAAGGUACUGCGGUGCCCUGUCUGGACUAGUGUACAUAUUUUCUCUGCCCUGCAUUAUCUACAUGGUUGCCCUACGGCGGCGUUACAAGUUGACUACAAGCACAGUCCUGGUGCACGGGUUCAUUAUUGUGUUGGGUGUGGCAAACUUUGUCUCUCAGUUCCUACUACCGUACUUUGAAUAGUCUGCCAGCCAGGUUCAUGCAUGGGUGCCAUUUAUGUCUUGUGCUAUAUGCAUGUUUGGUGAUUCAAUCUCAGGAGAGUACAAUGUUGAGCCAGUUUGUGCAUAGUUAAUUUAUAAAACUAUACAAGCAGGUGCGGACACCAAAAAUGCAACGAGCACCAGCUCACACCUAAGCUUACCUGCAGAAAGCCAUGCACCUCGCAGCUCUGGCCAUGUCCCCUGACGCAGCAAGUAUGCACUGAAAGCAAGCAGGACACCUAAGCUCUGAAACAGCAGACAGCCAUAGAACACUUUUAUCGUUCUGUAGUUUUAGUCAAUGCUUUAUUUCUAUGCACGUUCAUCGGCUGUGUGCAUGCAGCCAGAGCUGCUAUCCCAUUCUUCAUGUGUGUGCCUGCUUAUUCUACCUUUCCUGUUGCCAACAAGCCUGUUGCUGUGUGAACACAUAGUGAUGUAAAGUUCUAUUCCUUAUCACAAUAUUAAGCAGGAAAUUUGCCACUUAGGCCAUGGUUAAACUUUAAAAUAAUGAACGCAGUUUUUAGCAUACUUGUGCAGGACGAGAUUAAAACUCAUGGGCACAUGAACUGGAGAGCCAAGAGCACUAUUAGUUCAACCAAGCUUCUGAUUUGCAAAUUAGCAGCAUUGGUAGCCAGCAUGUAGUACAUUUAUCAACAUGUUCUCAACUGUGAGCUGGUCUUAGGGCCUCGUUUUAUUUUCAUCAUUCUUUGCAUCUUCCCUGUGACAUUAUAUCUUUUACACUCAAGUGUUCUAGGAUUUCUUUUAACAUUAUGUCAUCAAGGUCCUCUACAGUGCUAGCAGCUGGUAACAACAUGCCUCAGAUUGUUCUGCCUUUAAGAUGAAUGCCUUACAGAAGAUGCACUCUGUGACAAGAAGUAAUCUGAAUGUUUCCAUGAAAUGUUUUUGAAGUUGAAAGUUAUUGAAAUUGAGUAGGUCUUAAACGGAAAUGCCAGGUGUUAAUCACCUUCACACUUAUUCACCCUUGUUUCCCGAUAACUGUUGCUUAGUAUGUAUUGAACGUAGCCAUUUAAGCAUAUCACUGUUGCACAUAAUUAUGGUAUAUAAUAACCCAACAACUAGUAGCCAUCAUGUUAUUUUCCUUGUACGUGGCUCUAGUCAGCAUGGCACAUAUAUAAGAUAUGCAUAUUGCCACCAUUCAACUGUAUUUCAGUGUUUAAGGUUCUACUCAAGUCACAAUGAAGAUUACUGAAGUUAAUGAUGGCUGAUAGGACUAUAAAUCCUGCAGCCACACCACUGAGGCAGCUGUCAUUACAACACUAGAGGCACUUUAUUGUUACUCUGACAUUUAUGGUAUUAAUAUUACUUUGUCUUGUAUACAACAGUAAAUACUCUCUCCUGUUUUUAAUCAAAGAUACAUAUUUUAGAUACUGUUUUCUAUUUUAAAUUUAUUAAUAUCUGGUUUUAAUGAUAUUUUCAAUUUUUUGACUUGCAAGGAUCAUAGGAAUGUGCCUGCAUUCUGAAUCAUAGCCACUUGUGCCUUGAGCUCGAUAUGUCUGUAACUUGUUGACGUCACAUCAUGUGAUGUGAGUGCAAUUGAAGUUGAUAGUAAAUAUUGCAGCCCAGGUGACGCAUGUAGUGUCAUACGCCAUGAAGUUGUAUUGCAAAGUACUUAUGUUCAAGCAGCAGGCACUAUAGAAUGCAAAGAGCACAAGAAUCUGCUUUGUGUAAUUGCUUGGAGUUUUUAAGUUUGCAUGUUUAUGGAUUUACUUCCACAAGGUCUGAUAAAUUGCUAUAUUUAUUAAGCAAAUCACACAAUUUCUAUUCACAUCUGGGAAGGUAUUUUUUCCUUAAAUAUUUUUUUCCUUUCUAUGUCAUCCAAAUAUGUUGUACAAAGAGAAAUGACUUACAUUGACCUUUUUGGCUAGUCGUGCGGUGCAUACUGAAUGGCAAUUGUCAGAGCACAUUUUUGUUCAUAUGCAAAUUUGUCUUGCUGGCUGUGAAGACUUGCUAAUUGAAAGUCACUCCAUAGCUUUCCACAUUUCAGGUUGACGAUUGAGAUUCUACAUGCUCUCUGGUUUAUGUAGGAAAUAAUAUUUUUUUUUAGAUAAGGUUUUGAUGUAUACUCAUUUAAACUUAGAAAACAGAUGACCUGUAUUUUGCAGACAAUUGCAAUAAAAUUAUUCCAGAACACUGA
This is a messenger RNA of Dermacentor silvarum, 4073 nucleotides long. RefSeq names its product sodium-coupled neutral amino acid transporter 9. The record is from RefSeq and is a predicted model, not a curated record. Gene Ontology annotation, molecular function: amino acid transmembrane transporter activity. The transcript is spliced from 14 exons. NCBI's taxonomy places the organism in Eukaryota, Metazoa, Arthropoda, Arachnida, Ixodida, Ixodidae. The coding region runs from base 267 to 1904 and encodes 545 amino acids. Gene Ontology annotation, biological process: amino acid transmembrane transport.